UCUAAUCAUUUGCAACUUGCUUUACGUUAUGUGCUAAAUAAGUCAGUUAGAUUUUGAAUUACAAGAUGAAAGUUUAAAAUUGUCAUCUUUUGGAUGCGUCAGUAUUAAAAAAUGUUAACUACAUCAGAAGGAAAAAAAAAAAAAGUUAUAUAGCUAAUAUUAUCACGUGUACUACCUAAACAUGUUGGAUUAUUUUUUUCUGGAAAUUGUCAGUGUUUUGCUUGGAAUUAUCUUCACUACGUGAUUAGUGCGGGGCGUUACCGUCGUGUCCUCCAAACUCUUUAUUUUUAAACUGUUAUACAAUUUCCCGUCGGCGAUGUGAACAUCCGAGACACAUUCCUGAUCUCCGUGACGAGUGGUCAAUCUACGGAGGAAUCGAAAUCGGACAUGACUCAGUUGUCUGGCUCUUGCCUUCAGUCGCAGACCCUCAACCAGACGCCCAACAAGACGACAGACCCGACCGCUGCGCCUUCCGUACAAAACAACAACAGCAAUCACAAGCCCUCCCUCGAAAAAGCGGCGGUGUGCGAAAUUCAGAAAAUCCUCGCCAGUCCCACGGAGGUCCCUCAGACUCCUUCCUCUGCGGAAGAGCCGAAAGAUGUCAUGAAGGACCCCAAGAUCCAUUCCUUCAUCAAUAACAACACGAUGGCCCAUCGGGAGAUGGCCGUGGAUGUCCCGGACUCCUUUGUGGGGGUUACCAAAACGGCGCCCCGUUACCCUCCCCCACGGAAGAAGCCACCCCGCACCCCUGACACGUCCAGUCUCAAGAAGAACGGGCUAUACCACUUCAGCAGCGAUCCGGAGGCCGGCAAAAUCCCUAACCACGUGCGCUCCAUGUCUUCUCAAGACGGCAAUCUGGAGAGCGAGAGGCGAACGCCCCCCACCCCUCGGAUUUCCGAGGUGCUCAGAGAGGGCGCCCAUGCGGCAGUCAACGAAGAAGAGAAGUUGAUAGAGCUGGGACAGCUUCACAGGAUCAGAAAAUAUCAGGAGGACAUUCGCAAGCGAAAAGAGGAGGAGGAAAGACAGGCCAAAGAGGAAGAAUUCCUCCGCUCCUCUCUCCGGGGAUCCCAGAAGUUGAGGGCCCUCGAGAAGCAGCGCAAAUCCGAAUCUUCGGGGCUGGAGAAUUCCGCCUUUCUUCUCGAGGAAGGUGACACCCCUGUUAAGUCGGAUGGAAGGCUUGUUGCAAGCUCUCCGGAUGGAGAACCGCUCGAAUUAACAAAGCUUUAUGAUCCUUCAUCACUUCUUGAUAUCCUGCAUAAUGUUGAAGCUUGUUUAGCAAAUACUGGAUUUGGUGAAAGUAUGGUGGAACUGGAAAAAUUGUUUCAUAAUCCUGAAUUCCAAUGUCUAUUGACUCUUCAUAACAAAGUUCAAGAUUUAUGUUGCUUCAAGUGCCUGCCAACUCCUGUUUGUACAGAUGCGCAAGUUAUUUCUUUAGAGGUGGUAAGAGCCUUGCAAGAUGUGCCUUCCAAGGAUGCCAAAGAGCUUCUGCAUAUCCUGGGGAAACAUUCCUUUGAGAAUCUAAUGUUUUGCCAUGAUAAAGUGGCUGCCAGUCAGGCAGUUCCCGACAUUUCUGAAGAAGAGGAAUUGCUUUCCAGACUGUCACAGUACACAGAAGAAAGUAUAAAGAUUGUUCGUAUAGAGAAGACUACAGAGCCAUUGGGUGCUACAGUAAAGAAUGAUGGCGAGGCAGUUAUUGUUGGUCGUAUUGUUAAAGGAGGAAUUGCAGAGAAAAGUGGUCUUCUUCAUGAAGGAGAUGAAAUAUUAGAAGUAAAUGGAAUAGAACUUAGAGGAAAAUCAGUAAAUGAUGUUUGUGACAUUAUGGCUUCCAUGUGUGGUACAUUAACUUUUCUUAUUGUUCCCUCUCAAUAUGAUAUUCCAAAACAACAGACACGAGAAAGUGUGAUCCACUUAAAAGCCCACUUUGACUAUGAGCCAGAUGAUGACCUGUAUAUUCCAUGCCGAGAGCUUGGUAUGUCUUUCCAGAAAGGGGAUGUCUUGCAUGUUAUUAGCCAAGAGGAUCCCAACUGGUGGCAGGCCUACAGAGAGGGAGAGGAGGAUCAGCUGCUUGCUGGCCUUAUUCCGAGUAAAACUUUCCAACAGCAGCGAGAAGUUAUGAAACAAGCAGUGGUUGGAGAUGUAAAGGAAAAGAAAUCUAAAAAAGGAAUCUUUUUAUGUGCAAAAAGACAUCAUAGGAGAAAAAAGAAAAAGAUGUAUAAUCUUAACUACACUGAUGAUGCAGAUGAAGAUCAAGUACUGACCUAUGAAGAAGUUCGACUAUAUUAUCCCAGAGCACAUCAAAAGAGGCCUCUUGUGCUGAUUGGUCCUCAGAAAGUUGGCAGGCAUGAAUUAAGGCAGAGACUCAUGGAAGAUACUAAUAGGUUUGCUGCUGCUGUACCUCAUACUAGUCGGCCCAAAAAGGACUCUGAAGUGAAUGGUGUCGAUUACUUCUUCAUUAGUAGAGCUCAGUUUGAGGCUGACAUUCUGGCAGGUCGCUUUGUGGAGCAUGGAGAAUAUCAAAAGAGUUACUAUGGUACCAGUUUGGAUGCCAUUCGUAGUGUCAUCGAGUCGGGAAAAACUUGUGUACUCAACUUGCAUCCCCAAUCUCUCAAAAUUCUGAAAAAAUCUGACCUCAUGCCAUAUGUUGUUUUUAUUGCACCUCCUUCUUUGGAGAAACUUCGAAUCAACUGCAUGAAGAUGGAUGUUGCUGUCAAAGAUGACGAGCUGAAAGAUAUCAUUGAAAAAGCUAGGGAAAUGGAAGAAUUCUAUGGACAUUAUUUUGAUUUGGUGCUUAUUAAUGUUGAUUUAGAGAAGACUUAUAGUGAAUUGUUACAUGAAAUCAGUGUCAUCGAGCGCGAGCCUCAGUGGGUUCCUGCUGCUUGGAUUAAAGACGAUGCUACAUAAUGACAUCGAUUCCUAUGCCUUAACCGAACUUUGAGAAAUCUCCCUUAUCGAAAUCUUAUUCACACUCAAAUAAAAGGAUAUAAUUAUACUGACUUUCACAGCUGAUAUGUGAACUGUGAUCCAUCUGCAAUACUUUUUAAAUAUUCAUGUAUGAUGCAUUUUUUAUAACACCUGUAUAUAUUAUCUAGAGGAGGUUUUUAAUUAUCAUGCAAAUGAAAUGUUUUUUAUAAUAGUAUUUAUCACAAAUGUUAGCACUCAUUGAGAAUCACUCUUUUACAUCAUAGACAAUCAAAAAAAUGUCAAAGUUUUGAGCACAGGAAAAGACAACAAUAAGUCAUUUCUAUUUUAAACAAACUGUUGGAACUGUAUUUACAUGUUUUUUUUUUUUCUAUCCUUGACAAAGUCAAAAAUAUUGACUUAAUUUGUUUUCAUUCAUUAUAUAUAUUGGUUGUACGAAAUUUUUCUAACAAGUUUUUUUUACUCUUUCUUUUUCGUCACCACAUUAAUGAUAUUAAAUAUAUUUUUAGAAGAUUAUGAUCUUUUAUUAAAUAUUUUAUUGCUUUAAAUGGUUUAUUAGAAAAAUUGGAAUAGUUUUUGAAUAAUUGGUAUAUACUGCUUAAUUUUGAACAAAAGAUAUCUAGAAUAAAGAUAAGAUGAAUUUUCACAUUUUCACUGCUUUGAAAACUUCUUUAGAAGGAAACUGUUUUAUUCUAUUGUCAGGGUCCUAAAUAUUGCCAGGCUUUAAUAUCGAUACCAUUAUUGUUGAGAUUUGGCAGAUUUUUAUAUGGAGUCCUGCUAACAGAAAUGUACCAAUAAAAACAUAUCUUAUAUUUGAAAAAUUUCUUGUGGAUUCUUUUAUUUUACCUAUUUAUUUAAAAUGUGACAGUUCUUCUAAAAUUAUUUUUCUGAGUAAAAGUUUCUGUAUUAGUUACUACUUCAAUGUGUGAAGUCUUUCUUGUUAAAUUCUGACACUCCUUAGCAAUAAGAUUUGAAAACCAUCUAAGCAAACUUCCUAACUAGCAUUUGAUUUGUGCUAGUGACUGCUCAAGUGAGAAAUGUUGAAGCACAUUGAGAGCAUUUAAAGUAAUUUUAGAGUUCUAGAUUUCUAUAGAAGACAACUUUUAAUCUACUAUUUUAGUAUGUAGAAAAAUUUUAUUGGACAUUUUACAGCACAAAGUAGGUAUACAUUUUUAAAUACAAUUCUUACGUAAGUCACUAUUGUAGAAACAACGAAGUUUGGAAAGAUUAGUUUUUCUGUAACAAAUAAAAAUGUUCAUUAUGAGAUUUAUAUUUAAAUUAUUCAACUUCCACACUUCAUUGUAAUGAUUUUGAUAUUUGUUUCAAGUAAUAUCCAGUUGUUGAAUAUUUUUAUUUGCAUAUGCAGUUAUUAAAUCUAUUAUCAAAGCAAACAAACUAUUUCUAUCAAAAUAUUCAAUUUAUUUUAAACCAUAUAUUUAUAUUUAACAGUGAUUGAUUUUACAUUUAGUUUGCAUUUGUCUCAUAUAACCAUGUUUAGUUCACAUUCCUGUAAAUAUUAAAGAUUCUAUCAUUCUGUAUAUUGGGCUUUGAACAAUAUUAAACAAAGUGCAAUUUGAAGGCCAUGUGCUUUUUUUUUUUUUUUUUUCAUCGAAUGCAAUGAAUGUUGAAAAGGAGAGCUGGAAAUAUUUACUUUACACAUGUUUGAGCUUGCGAAUAGUAGAUUAAAGCAUUCUGUGUUUUUGUAAUGUACUUAAACUUCCCUAUUUGUUUGUAUUUCUAUAGGUUUAAUACUCACUGUUAUCUUUCUAAUGUAAUACCUGUGUAUAAUGCUACUGUUUCUGUAUAUAAUUCUGUCAUGAAUAGAUAUAUAAGGUCACGUUUUUAAAGAGGCUCCAUUUUUCAUUAAAAUGCAGAAGAGAAUUAGUGCUUUAAUCUAAACUAAUAUAUAUUUUCUUUUUUACCAUAAGAUUAUUGAUACAUUUUACCUUAAUUGCCAGUGAAAUUUCAGUCGGUUUCUUCCUUUUCUGAAUAAUGCAUUUUUAUCACAAUAAUGUUCUUUUAAUAUAUUCUAAGACAUGCCUCAAUCUAAAUAUUGAAUGUUAGUUGAUUGCAUUUCAAAAUUUUUGUUGAUCUGAAAAAAAUUCUUUAAAUUGUUUUCAAAACAUAUAUUCUUGCCAAUUAAGUUAUUGAUUGUGAACUGGUUCUCUAAAUGAGAUUGUAUAAACUCUGUUGGUUCUGUUUUUGUUUUGAAUUAAAUAUCUGUAAACAAAGCUGAUUAAGAAAGAGUUAAAAAAUUAACUUUAUGAAUUUGUUUUUAUUUUUAUUCAAAUUUCUCUGUGUAGCAGUUUUCUUAUUUUCCAACUUUUGUGGUCACAAUGAAAUAUUUUUGAAGAAAAAUAUCAUAAUUGUAAAAAGCUUAAAGAAGCCAGUUCUUGUAAAAACCUUGUUCUUAUAAAAAUUGUAAUAUUCAAAUUAUUAUGAAUUUUUAAAAAAAAACAUACUUCUCGAUAAUGUAACUUUUGUUAUUAGUCUCUUCUAGCGAUUAGCUGGUUCACUGAAUAUUCUGGUUAAAUUCCAUUUAAAUUGUUCAGAUACAUCACGACCCUAAUUUCUCAGGCAUUAAAUUUGUGUUAUUUUAAUUGCCAUGCAUGUGUUCUGUUCAUAAUGAACAGAACAUCAGCACUACUCCUAUGACGUCAUAUUAAUAACUCUUUUCAGUGCUGUCUCUUCUCAAUAUCAUAACUGUACUCUUUUUAUUAUAGUCAUCAUAGAUGUCAAACGGAAUUCCUCUUCCUUAGCUGGCAACAAUAAAAGAAAAUCACAUGAUUAAUUAUUUGAUGGAACAAUGACAACUGUUUUGAGUUUCAGGGCAAAGUUGUAAUUUUUUUAUCACAAAUUAGGCAAAAUAUUUCUUUAAAAAAAUUGUUAAAAUUCAAGAAAACAUUGCAGUAAAUUGGUAUCAUUAAAAAGACUCAUUUUUAUUUUAAUGUAAUUAUAUUUUAGAAAGUAAUCACUAAAAUCCACCAAAAUUGAGCUUGUUUCAUUUUUUAGUAGCUGUUUUGUUUCAUUAUAAGUAGCUGGUUGUAUAUUUCUGAUACAUUUUGUUGCUGACUAAUUUUAAUAGUGUGGGUUAUUCAGUUUAAACAUAUUGUUACUUCCUUUACUCAUUUGCAUGGCAGAGAUAAACUGUUCGUUUGAAAAGAAAGCAUAACGUGAUCCAAACUUUGCAUCAAGAUUUUAAUAAAUGACUGCUGUUUUUAGCGGAGCAGCAAUAAAAAUCAUAUUUGUGAUCAUGUUUGAUGAGAAACUGCAUGGAUAUUAGGAGUGAAUAAUUGCCAACAAAUUAGAGAUGGAGCCUUAAAGUGUUAUUCUAGUUGCUUAAUUUCUAGUUUGAUUUCUGUAAUAUUGUUGCUGUAUAUAAUAUUACAGGGCUUCCACUAUUUUAGUGCAUCUGUAUUUAAAAGCAAUAAAACUUGUUUUUCAUUAAAAAAAAUUAA
Messenger RNA from Argiope bruennichi, 6377 nucleotides. Its product is annotated as protein PALS1-like. Gene Ontology annotation, biological process: establishment or maintenance of polarity of embryonic epithelium; establishment or maintenance of epithelial cell apical/basal polarity; protein localization to plasma membrane. The transcript has 15 exons. Bases 388 to 2901 code for a protein of 837 amino acids. Gene Ontology annotation, molecular function: protein binding. Lineage: Eukaryota; Metazoa; Arthropoda; Arachnida; Araneae; Araneidae. The record is from RefSeq and is a predicted model, not a curated record. Gene Ontology annotation, cellular component: adherens junction; plasma membrane.